Tripterygium wilfordii is the source of this 1314-nucleotide messenger RNA. RefSeq names its product ethylene-responsive transcription factor 1A-like. Lineage: Eukaryota; Viridiplantae; Streptophyta; Magnoliopsida; Celastrales; Celastraceae. The transcript has a single exon. Gene Ontology annotation, molecular function: DNA-binding transcription factor activity; DNA binding. Gene Ontology annotation, biological process: regulation of DNA-templated transcription; ethylene-activated signaling pathway. Bases 235 to 1065 code for a protein of 276 amino acids. The record is from RefSeq and is a predicted model, not a curated record.
AAUUGUCACAUUGUUCAAUAGUCAUUAAGAACCUUCAAAGAAACACCCCUCCUGAAACCCAGAAAAUCGAAAUAAAAUAAACAAAUCUCCAAAUUCAUGCACCAUUCAUUUCUCCCCUGUAUAUAUAUAUUACCAAUAUCCUCUUCUGCCACAAAAACUUUCCUCCCUUCCCCCUGAGCCCAAAAAAAAUCAGAUUCAGAAAAACCAAAUUACAAAAACUUGGAGUUACGGAAAAUGCUGAGACACAACAGUUCAACAUUAAGCGAGUCUGAUUCAACUAAUUUUCUUGAAUCAGUUCGUCGGCACUUGCUCGGAGACUCUGAACGUGAACUUGAUGCGACGAGUUCCAACGAAAGCUGCAGCAUUAAUACCAAUAUCACUCCUGUGUACUGCAGGAGCUCAAGUUUCGGCACCUUGUACCCUUGCCUUGCAGAGAACUGGGGAGGCUUGCCGCUCAAAGUUGACGAUUCCGAGGAAAUGCUUCUCUACAGUGUUCUACGCGACGCCACAACUCUUGGCUGGGUCCCGUCGUUGUCGUUGUCUGAUCAAAAUGUAAUAAGUCCCACUAAUAAUAAUUAUCCGCUUCCGCUGGUUAAGUCGGAAAUUUCGGAAUUACGGACGCCGCCGUCGACAGUGAAACCGGAGGAUGAUGGGCCUACCAAAAAGAAGCAGAAGCAUUAUCGAGGAGUGAGGCAGCGCCCGUGGGGGAAAUUCGCAGCCGAAAUCCGUGACCCGGCGGCAAAUGGGGCUCGGGUUUGGUUGGGUACGUUUGAGACUGCUGAGGAUGCGGCUCUGGCAUACGACCGAGCCGCAUAUCGAAUGAGAGGGUCCAGGGCACUGCUCAACUUUCCCUUGAGGGUCAAUUCGGGGGAGCCGGACCCAGUGAGAAUUACGUCCAAGAGGAGGUCGAGGUCACCAGAGCCAGAUUCAUCUUCCACAUCAAAAAGGCGGAAGAGGAAGGCGGCUGGUUUGGAGACGAGAAAUGGAGAACCAAUUGGGCAAGUUGGAUAUCAAGGGGUGCCAUCUGGUACACAUGUCGAGCAGCUAUUGGUCAGCCGUUGCUGACAAGUGUCCAGGGAUAAUUUUUCCUCUUCUUUUUUUUUUAGAAACAGAUUCUUUGUUGAGUGACGGUAAUUACGCGAUGUAUAUAUGUGAUGCCAUUGAGCAUUCAAAGAAUUUUGGAUAUUCAUUGUUUACAAUUUUUUAUUGGAUUUGAAGUGGAGAGAAACGACUGUGGCACACAUUAUUACAAAGGGUUUAGUGCAUAUAUCAUCGUUUGCAAUUAGAUCACUAAAAGAAAAAAUUUCAAAUUGA